AUGGCGCAUUCAUUUGAAGAAGCCGCUCUGUGGAAUCCAACAACAGACGAGCUCAAAUUGCUUCCUCAAUCCUCAGUCCCGCGCCCUCCUCGGACGAGAAAGUCUGUCUUUUGUCACGGAUUUGGAUUCGAUCAUCACAACGACUACAAGGUGAUUAGAUUUAUCGAGUAUAAGUGUCUUGACGAUUAUACUGAAAAUAUUCUAGUUGAGCUGUAUUUGCUUAAAACUGAUUCCUGGAAGGAAGUCGUGUAUCCCUAUUUCCCUAUGACUCCGGAAACUGCUUCAAUGAUAACCUAUUUCUUGCCGAUUUUUAUGGGCACCUCGCCAUUUUUGUCUACAGUCGUCAUAAAUUAA
Molecule: messenger RNA, 354 nt
Organism: Striga asiatica
Lineage: Eukaryota; Viridiplantae; Streptophyta; Magnoliopsida; Lamiales; Orobanchaceae
Source: the annotation of a GenBank genome assembly